AUGGGUGUCUCUUCCUUUAUGGACAAGAUGAAGCCUGGAAAGGCCGAAUCUGUUUUCUCUUCCCAGGCUGCGACGCCUGCUCGUGCGGACUCUACCUCUGCCGAGAAAGAUAACCUUACGCUCGAUGACAGCCCUGUCAAGUACCUGACCUGGCGAUCCUUCAUCCUGGGUCUGUGUGUCUCCAUGGGUGGUUUCAUUUUCGGAUAUGCUACAGGUCAAAUCGCGGGUUUCACUACCAUGGAGGACUUCAAGCAGCGUUUCGCGGAGCACAAUGCCGCCACUGAUCAAUAUGUCUUCAGUAACGUUCGCAACGGUUUAAUUGUUGGCCUGCUGUCUAUCGGAACCAUGAUUGGUGCCCUGGUUGCUGCCCCCAUUGCGGACCGCAUUGGCCGCAAGUUCUCCAUCUCUUUCUGGGCCCUGAUUCACAUCGUCGGUAUCAUUGUGCAGAUUGCUACCACCGACAAGUGGUACCAGAUUGCCAUCGGCCGUUGGGUCGCCGGUCUGGGUGUCGGUGCGCUUUCCAGCGUCGUCCCCAUGUACCAGUCUGAGUCCGCUCCCCGCCAGGUCCGUGGUGCCAUGGUCAGUGCUUUCCAGCUCUUCGUCGCCUUCGGUAUCUUCAUCUCCUACAUUGUCAACUUCGGCACCGAGAGACUCAAGACUGAUGCCUCGUGGCGCAUCACCAUGGGCAUUGGAUUUGCCUGGCCCCUGAUCCUCGGUAUCGGUACUCUCUUCCUGCCCGAGUCUCCUCGCUUCGCCUACCGCCACGGUCGUACCGAAGAGGCCCACGAUGUCAUGUGCAAGCUCUAUGGUGUUCCCCACAACCACCGCGUUGUUGCCCAAGAGAUGGCCGAUAUGAAGCAAAAGCUUGAGGAAGAAAUGGCCAGCGGCGAGGCUCCCUGGCAAGAGGUUUUCACCGGUCCCCGCAUGUUCCACCGUAUCAUGCUCGGUAUCGCUCUCCAGUCCUUGCAGCAGCUGACUGGUGCCAACUUCAUCUUCUACUACGGAACUAGCAUUUUCGAUGGUAUCGGUCUGGACAACUCCUACGUCACUUCCAUCAUUCUGGGCGCUGUCAACUUCGGUAUGACCCUCCCCGGUCUGUACAUUGUCGAGCACUACGGUCGCCGCAAGUGUUUGAUGUACGGUGCUGGCUGGAUGUUCAUCUGCUUCAUGAUCUGGGCCUCCGUUGGUCACGAGAUCAUCAACGUCAACCCUGCUUCGCACUCUGCCGGUAUUGCUAUGAUCGUCUUCACUUGUUUCUUCAUUGUCGGAUUCGCCACCACCUGGGGUCCCAUCGUCUGGGCCAUCUGUGGUGAGAUGUAUCCCUUCAAGUACCGCGCUGUCUGCAUGGGUAUUGCUACUGCUGCCAACUGGACCUGGAACUUCCUGAUCUCGUUCUUCACCCCCUUCAUUGACGGUGCUAUCGACUUCCGCUACGGCUAUGUCUUCGCCGCCUGCUGCUUCGCCGCCGUCCUGGUUGUCUUCUUCUUCGUCAACGAGACUCAGGGUCGUACCCUCGAGGAGGUCGACACCAUGUACGUUCUCCACGUCAAGCCCUGGAAGUCCUCCAGCUGGACUCCUUCCCCCGGUCUUGUGGACGACCUGCACCGGGGUUCCAUUGGAGCUGCCAAGGAGGGCGAGGCCGGUGCUAGCCAGCACCAGCACCAUGACGAGUCCAGCGAGAUUCGCGAGUAA
Messenger RNA from Penicillium paradoxum, 1692 nucleotides. RefSeq names its product sugar porter family MFS transporter. The record is from RefSeq and is a predicted model, not a curated record. The transcript is spliced from 3 exons. Gene Ontology annotation, biological process: transmembrane transport; carbohydrate transport. Gene Ontology annotation, cellular component: plasma membrane. NCBI's taxonomy places the organism in Eukaryota, Fungi, Ascomycota, Eurotiomycetes, Eurotiales, Aspergillaceae. Gene Ontology annotation, molecular function: carbohydrate:proton symporter activity. The coding region runs from base 1 to 1692 and encodes 563 amino acids.